Molecule: messenger RNA, 1148 nt
Organism: Daldinia loculata
Lineage: Eukaryota; Fungi; Ascomycota; Sordariomycetes; Xylariales; Hypoxylaceae
Product: NAD(P)-binding protein
Exons: 2
Coding region: 51-1148 (365 amino acids)
Source: RefSeq, a predicted model, not a curated record
AUCACACAGUCUUCAAGAAACACAUAUUCUACAUACAAUCUUACUCUAGGAUGUCUUCAUCUCGCCUAAUCGCAGUUGUCGGCGGCACCGGCGCCCAAGGUAUCCCUGUCGUACGGGAUCUUUUGCAAUCCGGGAACUAUGCCAUCCGAGCACUUACGCGCGAUGCCUCUAGCUCCCGCUUCCGAAAGCUUCAGUCUUUCGGGACAGUGGAACCCGUUAUCGGCACAUUUGCCUCCGAGAACGACCUGCGGGCUACGUUCCGCGGUGCCUGGGGCGCGUUCGUCAAUAUUGACGGCUUCAACUCCGGCGAGAAAACCGAGAUCUUCUGGUCUAUUAGGGCAUACGAGCUGGCUAUUGAAGAGGGUGUGCAGUUCUUCGUCUUCGGGAAUCUUGAUUACGCUUAUAAGAAGAGUGGCUAUAGACCCGAGUUCAGAGCUGGUCAUUACGAUGGCAAAGGGCGUAUCGGCGAGUGGAUCCUACAGCAGAACCGCGAAAACCAGCAUCGCAUGAAGGCCGCCCUUUUUACAACUGGUCCGUAUAUGGAGAUGACUAUCUCCUAUAACACACCUAUGACCAUUUCCGUUGAGAAUGGCGUGGCGACAUGGCGUCUGCCUCUGAAAGACGGUGCAGUACCCUAUGUUUCCCUGGACGACUGCGGUUACUACGUGAAAUGGCUAUUCGACCACCCCGAACGAGCGAAUGGUCUCGACCUCGGAGUCGCCAUAGACCACAUCGGACGCGACGAACUAGCCCAAGCCUUCGAAAAGGUCACUGGACACCCAGCUCGCGCCAUCAACCUCGGCCUCGACGAAUACUUCGCCGACGUAUGGACGGGGAUAGACCCUUCGCUUCCUGCGGGGUACAACGCGGAUCCGAACGACCCAGCGACGUUGAGUCUUAAGCAGAACUUCUCGGGGUUCUGGACCACAUUUCAGAAUUCGGGCGGCAAUAAGGGCGUCUUGAAAAGGGACUACAAGUUGCUGGAUGAGAUUCAUCCUCAUCGCAUUAGGAGUGCGGAGGAAUUCUUCCGGCGUGAGAAUGAGAAGGGUAUUAAGGAGGGAUUGGGCACACUUUGGGAGAGAGUCCAGCCCGGUCGGAUUGGACAUAUCCUAAAGAUUACAGAGGAUGGGAGGGUUGGUACACUGUGA